Messenger RNA from Rhodamnia argentea, 725 nucleotides. RefSeq names its product protein C2-DOMAIN ABA-RELATED 4-like. The transcript has 2 exons. NCBI's taxonomy places the organism in Eukaryota, Viridiplantae, Streptophyta, Magnoliopsida, Myrtales, Myrtaceae. The record is from RefSeq and is a predicted model, not a curated record. Bases 112 to 609 code for a protein of 165 amino acids.
GCUUUCUCACUAGCAGAAGACAGAGCAGCAACCACCCAUCAUCGUCUUCACUCCCAACCGUUCAAUUUCCAUCUCCCUCUCUAGACCAAGGCCCGGCGAUCAGUUCCGUGAAUGGAGCAUCUUCUGGGGCUCUUGAGAAUCCAUGUUCACAGAGGGGUGAAUCUCGCGAUCCGAGAUAUCCGGAGCAGCGAUCCUUACAUCGUCAUCCGAAUGGGCAAACAGAAACUGAAGACUCGGGUGAUCAAGCAGAACACGAACCCGGAGUGGAACGACGAUCUAACUCUCUCGAUCACCGACCCGAGCCUCCCCGUAAGAGUGUUGGUGUACGACAAGGACACCUUCAGCCCGGACGACAAGAUGGGGGACGCGGAGUUCCACAUCAAGCAGUUCCUGGAAGCCCUGAGAGUGCCGACGGACGGAGUCCCGAGCGGGUCCGUGAUCGCCAGAGUGCCGCCCAGCCGGGACAACUGCCUGGCCGAAGAGAGCUGCAUCGUGUGGAGCGAGGGCAAGGUGGUCCAGGAUAUGGUCCUCCGGCUCCGCAACGUGGAGCGCGGGGAAGUCCAGCUGCAGCUCCAGUGGAUUGAGGUUCCUGGUUCCAGGGGAUUGUAGAAGUGGCCAGGCCUUUGCUGUAUGUUAUGUUAAUACGGCUCUUGCUAAAUGAACAGAGGAUGGACUUUCUCUGUACUCUGCUACUGAUUGAAUGAAGUUUUAUUUUCGGAUUUCUU